GGUUGGCGAUUGGCGGUUAGGUCGCGAGCCGGCGCGCGGGGAAGGAGCUGGCCGGUUAGACGGCCUGAGGAGAAAGAGGGAGGCAGCGUGAAGAGCGGAGCCCGGCGGCACCAUGGUGGAGAAGGAGGAAGUGGGCACCAUCAGCGAGGAGGAGGCGGCUCAGUACGACCGGCAGAUCCGCCUGUGGGGGCUGGAGGCACAGAAACGGUUGCGGGCCUCCCGGGUGCUUCUUGUUGGAAUGAAAGGUUUGGGGGCAGAAGUGGCGAAGAAUCUCAUUUUGGCAGGUGUGAAAGGACUGACCAUGAUGGAUCAUCAGAAGGUAUCUCCUGAAGACACUAGUGCUCAGUUCUUGAUUCCUACUGCUGGAUCUUCUGGCCGGAACAGGGCAGAAGCCUCUUUGGAACGGGCCCAGAAUCUUAAUCCCAUGGUGGAUGUGAAGGUGGACACAGAGAAUAUAGAAGAUAAGCCUGAGACUUUCUUCACACAAUUUGAUGCUGUAUGUCUGACUUGCUGUUCCAGGGAUGUCUUAGUUAAAAUUGACCAGAUCUGUUAUAAAAAUAGCAUCAAGUUCUUUACCGGGGAUGUUUUUGGCUACCACGGAUACAUGUUUGCCAAUCUGGGAGAGCAUGAGUUUGUGGAGGAGAAAACCAAAGUCUCCAAAGUCAGCCCAGGAGUGGAAGAUGGACCUGACACUAAGAAGGCAAAGUUGGAGGCCACAGAAACGAUGAUGGUGAAAAAGAAAGCGGUUUUCUGUCCGUUCAAGGAGGCUCUGGAGGUGGACUGGAGCAGUGACAAGGCCAAGGCAGCCCUCAGACGGACCACUUGUGAUUACUUUCUGCUCCAAGUGCUCCUGAAGUUCCGUACAGAUAAAGGGCGGGACCCUCAGUCGGAUGCAUACGGUGAGGAUUCCGAGUUGUUGCUUCAGAUCCGAAAUGAUCUGCUCGAGUCCCUGGGGGUGAACCCUGAUCUGCUUCCUGAAGACUUUGUCAGCUACUGCUUCUCUGAGAUGGCACCAGUCUGUGCAGUUGUUGGUGGGGUGCUGGGACAGGAAGUUGUCAAGGCCCUGUCUCAGAGGGACCCUCCUCACAACAAUUUCUUCUUUUUCGAUGGCAUUAAGGGAAAUGGGAUUGUCGAGUGUCUUGGUCCAAAAUGAAAGCAAGCCUUGGGCCCCUGGAUGAUGACCUGCAGACUGCCAUCGAAGUCCAGGCGCAGCCCCUCCCCAGUGCCCCAAAGAGGAGAGGCUUCAACAUUGGGAUUCAGCAGAUGUGCUUCUUGCCGUCAUUAACAGAUGCUGGUCGAUGCAAGGGGGCUUGGAGAUUGACUGUUAGUGUCUCAGCACGAAUCCAUGCCAUGUUUGUCCUCCCUGGGUAGAGGUCACCUACCCCAGCCAGGCUUUCUUCCUUUGUUAUUGUUCUUGGGAGCUUCUCACCACCCCCACCUUAUUCCCCACCUGAAGUCAUGGGCAGAGCAGUCUGGCUUCAGGUGGGGAAUAAGGUUCCAGAUUUAGGCAGGUGCCCUUGGGCAAGGCACAGGAAGGGAGGGCACCAGGACCUGGCACAGGGCUUGGCAGUUUAGUUUAGAAUCUCUUUGUUAGAGUCCAAUUUAAAUUGGGGCUUGCUCCUGUUCUCUUAAGAGUCAGUCACCCACAGAGUAGGACAUCACUCUCUUUGGCUUCCUAAAGGGAUCAUUGUAACUGACUAACAGUUGGAAGCAUUUUGAGGAAAAUCUAAUUUAAAAAUCACCCCUCAGAAAGGCCGAGCCCAGUGCCUGCUACUGCAGGCAUUAUUAUAUAAGCUAGCAGAAUCAUUCACAUAACCUUUUAGACAAGUGUCUUGCAUUUUUCAUGGAGUGGGGGGGGGGGUUGUUUUUUAGUAAUGCAUCAUUCUUUUGGCCAUCCUAGAAUGGCAACUGUUGUGUUUUACCAUGUUUUCUAUGUUUUCCUGGAUUCUCAAGAACAUAAUAAAAUAAAGUUGGUUGCUUCCGG
Molecule: messenger RNA, 1984 nt
Organism: Vombatus ursinus (common wombat)
Lineage: Eukaryota; Metazoa; Chordata; Mammalia; Diprotodontia; Vombatidae
Gene: SAE1
Product: SUMO1 activating enzyme subunit 1
Exons: 9
Coding region: 113-1153 (346 amino acids)
Biological process (GO): protein sumoylation
Cellular component (GO): cytoplasm; SUMO activating enzyme complex
Molecular function (GO): SUMO activating enzyme activity
Source: RefSeq, a predicted model, not a curated record